AUGUCUAUUUUCAAGGCGCGAGUUAAGGAAUUUGAGGAUGUUUUGGCGGCGCCGCAGGAUGUGAUUGACCUGAAGGAGCUGAGGAAACUCGCUUUCAAUGGUGUGCCCGAUGUGCAGAGUUUUCGAGCCCUCAGCUGGAAGCUCCUACUGGGCUAUUUGGGCCCGAGGCGCAGCAGUUGGACCACGACCUUGGCCCAGAAGCGAGCCCUGUACAAGCAGUUCAUCGAGGAGCUCGUCCUGCCACCGGGGCACUCGAGCAACGGAGGCUGCGCCGACGGGGGAGAUGGGGACAAAGUCGAUUCGGGGGGCGUUGGCCUGCAAGAUCAUCCGCUGAGCGAGGGACCCGAGAGCGCCUGGAACACGUUCUUCAACGACAACGAGUUCCUGCUGCAGAUCGACAAGGAUGUGCGGCGCCUGUGCCCGGACAUAUCCUUCUUCCAGCAGCCCACCGAUUAUCCCUGCGAGAUUGUCGUUCACAGCAAGGGGGAACACGGACGAAGGCUUCACGAACGGGUGGUUCCCGCCGUGCUCAGCUCGGCGAAUGUGGAACGCAAGGGCCUGGGCAUGACCAAGCAGCAAAUAAAUUUGAUCACUAAACGGUCCGUGGAGAACUAUGCCGCCAUGGAGGAGGGUCAAGAGGCCCACUGGGAGGUUGUGCAACGCAUUCUGUUCAUCUACGCCAAACUGAAUCCCGGCCAGGGAUAUGUUCAGGGUAUGAACGAGAUUGUGGGGCCCAUUUACUACGUAAUGGCCUCCGAUCCAGAUCUCUCGUAUCGAGCCCACGCCGAGGCUGAUUGCUUCUUCUGUUUCACCGCCCUGAUGAGCGAAAUACGAGACUUUUUUAUCAAAACCCUCGAUGAUGCGGAGGGCGGCAUCAAGUUCAUGAUGGCCAGGCUAUCGAAUAUGCUAAAAUCAAAGGACCUGAACAUUUACGAGCUGCUCAAGAGCCAGGAACUGCAUCCGCAAUACUAUAGCUUCAGGUGGCUCACACUACUUCUCUCGCAGGAGUUUCCACUGCCCGAUGUGCUGCGCAUUUGGGACUCUGUAUUUGCGGACGAACAGCGCUUCGAUUUCCUGAUUAAAAUAUGCUGUUCCAUGAUAUUAAUCCAAAGGGAAGCCAUUUUGGAAAACGACUUUGCCUCGAAUGUGAAACUGCUGCAAAACUAUCCGCCUAUUGAUAUUAAUGUUGUGAUUACGCAUGCCGGUUCGCUGGCGUAG
Messenger RNA from Drosophila takahashii, 1218 nucleotides. The record is from RefSeq and is a predicted model, not a curated record. NCBI's taxonomy places the organism in Eukaryota, Metazoa, Arthropoda, Insecta, Diptera, Drosophilidae.